AGAAUAGAUUUUUGGGUCAGUAAAGCAAACAGCUAAGCUGAGAGAUAAAGGGUGAAAGAAAAGAAAUAGCAAAACCAAGAGCUACAAGAAAAUGGGUCUUACUUACAAGCAAGUUAUACUCGUUGGAGAUUCCGGCUGCGGUAAAUCCUCACUAGCCCUCCGACUCGCUCACUCCUUUUACUCGGAGACCUACAUCCCAACCGAGUUUGAGAGCCACACCACUGAGCUGGAGGCACCUCAGACUGGAGGAAAGGUACAGCUUAGGCUCCAGGACGUCACGGGCUCGAAAGAAGGAGCCAGUUUCAGGCAGCUUGCAUACGAGGGAUGCGAUGCCGUUCUCCUCUGCUUUGACUUGAACGACUCUGAGAGCUACGAAAACAUGGAGACACGCUGGGUCCCAGAGAUAAGCAGUUUCGCCCCUGGCGUCCCAGUCUUCAUUGCAGCCUGCAAAGAGGACAAAACCAGCAAAGAAAGAAAGGAGAGCAUGAGAAACGAGCUCGAGAGCCUGGCUGAGAAAAUCGGAGCAGCUGGCUACGGAGUGUGCUCUGCAUCUCAGAACGACAAAAUCGAAGAAUUAUUCCAACAGAUAUUAGAAAUAAAAGCACAAAAACAACGCAAGGGAGUCAAGAAGGUCAUCAGUUCCACGAAAAAGAGUCUAAAAAGAAUGUACAGCAAUAUGUAAAGGGGUACACAGCACCGAACUUGAGUGUUGGCAGCUAAAAUAAAAUUCAGGGCUGAAGAGGUGUUAGAAAUGACUAUCGUAGCCUCUCACUCCCUCAAAACGCAAGAGCCCCUUUGCAGAGAGUCGAAGAAGAAAAACAAACAUUUUUCUCUUCAUUGUCACAUGUUUAUCACUUAUUUGUAUCGUUUUAUUUUGUGUUCUUACUUGCUAACUCACUGUCACUGCACAUCACAUUAUUAUAUUU
Molecule: messenger RNA, 926 nt
Organism: Amphimedon queenslandica
Lineage: Eukaryota; Metazoa; Porifera; Demospongiae; Haplosclerida; Niphatidae
Product: transforming protein RhoA-like
Exons: 1
Coding region: 92-682 (196 amino acids)
Biological process (GO): small GTPase-mediated signal transduction
Molecular function (GO): GTPase activity; GTP binding
Source: RefSeq, a predicted model, not a curated record